AUGACGACGCAAAUCCUCGCAGGCAAGCCCAUUCCCGAGGUCGACAUUCUCUUCCUCGGCAGUCCAGGCGUCGGCAAGGCCACCUUUCUGUCACGCCUCCCACACAUCCGCAAUGGCAAGCUCGACCAGUCCGCCGUGCCCACGGGCCACCACCACCACCACCACCACCGCGUCUUCGCGCCCUCGGGCCCGUUGACGUUCGACGUGGCGCUAUAUGGCCGACCGUACAGGUUCCGCAUCCACGCGUCGACGUCGACGCUGUUCAUCGACCCGUUCCCGCCGCGUCCGUCGUUCGCCAUCAUCGCCUUUUCCAUCCCGCACCGCGAGUCGCUGCACAACGCGCAGUAUUACUGGCGGAAGCAGCUCUCCUUGCAUUACCACGACCUGGAACACACCAUGCCGGUCAUGCUGUUGGGGUUGAAGCGCGACGAGCGGACAGAGGAGAGGCUCGAGGAUGAGAGUGGCAGUGGCAGAUUCAAAUGCGUCAUGCCGCAGGAAGGGUUGCAGGCUGCCCAGGAGAUGCGGUGCGACAGGUACGCCGAGUGUAGCGCUUUGACGGGGGAGUUGAUGUUCGAGGUGCUCGAGGACAUCACCAAGACGGCGGCCAGGACGACGACCGAGGCGGGCGGGUUGAGCCAGAAUGGGAGCUGUAGUGUGAUGUGA
This is a messenger RNA of Cladophialophora carrionii CBS 160.54, 663 nucleotides long. RefSeq lists its product as uncharacterized. The coding region runs from base 1 to 663 and encodes 220 amino acids. The record is from RefSeq and is a predicted model, not a curated record. The transcript has 2 exons. Gene Ontology annotation, molecular function: GTP binding; GTPase activity. Gene Ontology annotation, biological process: small GTPase-mediated signal transduction. NCBI's taxonomy places the organism in Eukaryota, Fungi, Ascomycota, Eurotiomycetes, Chaetothyriales, Herpotrichiellaceae.